AUUGAAUAUUGAACGAUUAUUUUACCCUCAAUCUAAAAUUAAUUCUACACUUUAAAAAAGUAGGAAUCUGCCAAUUUGAUCCUCAAAAUUAAUCGCCACCAAAGCCCAAUCUAGAGCGGCGUUACCACCAUCACCGCCACAACAUCAAACAGCGCCCGCACCGCCCUGUUGGCCUAUCUGUAAUAUGGCUGCGCCGUACGAAGAAUCCCAACUCACGUUUUCAGCACUAUAAACUGAAUUUCAGGUACUAACUGCGGGGGCAAGCAUACGUUGAAGUUACAAUGAUGAUAGGACGGAGAAGUAUAUCCACAUUUUCUUGUUUAUGCCACAGAAUUAAGCAGACAGAAAGUGAAAUUGUUAGAAUGUUUGAAAUCUCAAGGCCUAAGGCCGGAACAGAAGGCUUCCAAGACAAGCGACCACCCUUAAGAAGGGGCUCUGUGAGGAUAUUGGAUGAGAGGUUCAUCAGGAUUUUGAAGAUAUUUAAGUGGGGUCCUGAUGCCGAAAAGGCCUUGGAGGUACUAAAGCUGAAAGUAGACAAUGAAUUGGUUCGAGAGAUUCUUAAAAUAGACAUUGAGGUAAGUGUGAAAGUUCAGUUUUUCAAGUGGGCUGGUAAAAGGAGGAACUUUGAACAUGACUCUACUACCUACCUAACUUUGAUUCGAUGUCUUGAAGAAGCUGGGCUGACUGGUGAAAUGUGGAAGAUGGUGCAAGAAAUGGCACGGAGUACAUGUGUCAUUACUCCUGCACAUCUCUCCGAGACUAUAAGAAUUUUGGGCAGGGCAAAAAUGGUGAACAAAGCCCUAUCAAUAUUUUACCAGAUUAAAAGCCGCAAGUGCAAGCCAACUACAACCACUUACAAUUCCAUUAUUCUGAUGCUGAUGCAAGAGGGUCAGCAUGAAAAAGUACAUGAGCUUUACGGUGAAAUGUGUAAUGAGGGCAAUUGUUUCCCUGAUACAGUUACCUACAGUGCUCUUAUAUCAUCUUAUGCAAAGCUAGGCCGUGACGAUUCUGCUAUUAGGUUGUUUGAUGAAAUGAAGGUCAACGGUUUACAUCCCACUGCAAAGAUAUAUACAACCUUGUUAGCAGUUUACUUCAAAUUGGGUAGGGUCGAAAUGGCUUUAGCAUUAUUCAGUGAGAUGAAGAAUGAUUGUAUCCCAACUGUGUACACUUACACUGAAUUGAUAAGAGGGCUUGGUAAAGCUGGUAGAAUCGAGGAGGCGUAUUCUGUAUUUCUGUCCAUGCUAAAAGAGGGAUGUAAGCCGGAUGUUGUGUUGAUAAACAAUGUGAUAAACCUUCUAGGAAGGGGAGGACGUAUAGGUGAUGCUUUUAAAUUGUUUAAUGGAAUGGAAUCAUUAAACUGUAAACCAAAUGUUGUGACAUAUAAUACCAUUAUCAAAUCCCUGUUUGAGUCGAAAGCUCCAGUAUCCGAGGCUUCAUCUUGGUUUGACAGAAUGAAGGCAAAUGGUGUCACUCCAAGCUCUUUUACUUAUUCAAUACUUAUUGAUGGGUAUUGCAAGAAAAAUAGAGUUGAAAAAGCUUUAGGCUUGCUUGAGGAGAUGGAUGAGAAGUGCUUUCCUCCUUGUCCAGCUGCCUAUUGCAGCUUGAUCAAUAGCCUUGGAAAAGCAAAACGCUAUGAAGCUGCAAAUGAGUUGUUUCAAGAACUAAAAGAGAGUUGUGGAUCUAGCAGCUCUCGGGUAUAUGCUGUAAUGAUAAAGCACUUCGGAAAAUGCGGCCGUAUGGCUGAGGCUGUCAAUCUUUUCAAUGAGAUGCAAAAGCUGGGAUGUUCCCCUGAUGUAUAUGCAUACAAUGCACUCAUGUCCGGACUGGUGAGGGCAGGUAUGCUAGAUGAGGCUUUUUCCAUGCUUCAUAGUAUGGAAGAAAAUGCUUGUGCUCCCGACUUGAACUCAUUUAACAUAAUAUUAAAUGGUUUGGCCAAGACUGGUGAAGCACAGCGAGCGAUUGGGAUGUUUACAAAGAUGAAAAAUUCAACAAUUAAACCCGAUGCUGUCUCUUACAAUACCAUUCUUGGUUGCCUAAGUCGUGCUGGUAUGUUUGAGGAAGCUGCACGGCUGAUGAAAGAGAUGCAUGCCUAUGGUUUUGAAUAUGAUCUUAUUACAUACUCAUCAAUACUUGAAGCAGUUGGUCAUAUGGAUGAGGAUGGUUCAUGUCAUACUUCAUGAGAAAGCUUUGGGUUUUACGGUGCUCUAUUAAAAUUGAGUGGCAAAUAGUUGUGGCAUUUUGGUUACUCUUCCUGCUGGUGUUGGCUUCUGCAGAUAUGUGAUUGGAUUUUCACUUUGGGCUAGGGGUAUGAAGUGGUAUUUUCAGUACACAUAUUAGUAUGUGCACAAAAUCUUCAUCCUAUUUUCUCAGUGGAAUUAGGCGUGGCAGCACGCUGUAACAAAGGACAACGCUUGUUUAGUAUCUUUACUUUUUUGGUGUAAACAAUUAUGUAUAGAAGAUGUAGAUCAAAUCAUAGAUCUAAUAGGGCAGCCCGGUGCACUAAAGCUACCGCUAUGCGCGGUGUCCAAUUACUUAGCAUGGUUAUUACUAAGUAAUGUAACCAUGUGUUUUUAUCAUAUGUUGUACCUACUUUCUUAAAUCAAUACUAAAAGAGAUGAUCAAUCCGUGCUUUUAUCAGAAAAAGAGCUCAAGUGAGACUAGAGUUCAGAUUUUGUCCCGUCUGUGCAGUGUGGUAUUAACAGUUUUAAGAAAUCAUUUUUCCAGCAAGUUAAUUAGCGUGGUACAAAUGAUAAUUCCUGUUUUGCGUCUUUGAUGCAGUGCUAAUGAAAAACAUGUAUGACAGAAGAUAUACUAGAAGAUGGACAACAAUACAAAAGGAAUUACUAGACAAGGACAUGAAUGUGCUUUUCUUAGCAUUCUACUUUGCUUUAGUGCCAACUGGGAAGUAAUCUGCUGUCCCCCUUUAGUAAAGGGAACAUUUAGACUUAGCUCGGUGCAUGAUCUUUACUAGUAUUCACUUGUUAAGUUUUAUCUGUUUGGUUGUGGUAUUCCCAAAUGAUGGAAAGAAAAUCCAUAUGCAAAUUUGUCUGAGAAGGUUCCACUAAGCCACGCCAGUUUGGACCAUUGUGACUACCAAUUGAUCAGUACAUGUGCCUGCAGACUAACUUCAAAUCUUGCUGGCAUCAUCUCCGAUGUUUGGUUGGUGCAGCCUUGUAGAUUGAAUUGAGAAGGGUAAAGGAAAUUGCCAUCCCUUUCCUUGGUUUAUUAUCACGUCAAUUUACUUACAAAAUCUUGUUUUAGUUCAUCUUCAUGUUUAGGGAGUUCAUUGAUGUUCAUUCGAAAAAUUUAUCUUUAAGAGCAUGUCAGAGAACUCUGCUUUACAUUAUGCCGCAGUGUUUCUGAUGGAACAUUUUGAAUUGCUCUGUGUAUGUUUGUCUUAAGGGACUAGCAAGUGUAUCUUUGGUUAAAAAAGUGAGGGUUAUACUCCAGUUACAUUUACUCCUGUCAUUGACUAAAUUUUCUUGCUAACAAAAUCUUGAACUGUCUUUCCCAUAACUGUAUGUUUCAUUCAGCAGUAUAAUUUAUACCUCGUGCUCCUUGCUUUAUCAAGGGCUCCACCAGUUCAUAUCUUGAUAAAUCAUGACAAUCAGCUGUGGGUUGCAAGUACUGGUAGUCACAUUCCUUGACUGCAAGUAAUUUCUAAGAAAGCAGCUAAGAACUUUUUCUUCUGAACAAUCCAGACUGAAAUUUAUGGAGCCAACACAUUGAAACGCGAGGGCUAAGGGGAUGGAGAUGGGUUUCUGGGUUUCCAGAAACAGUUCGCGGAGGGCCUUUGGAGUGACAAUCUCACCCACAACUAUCUGGAUCUUAACACUUGAUUACAUAGUGCUCCUUUUGUGACCAUUUAUCUUGUGUUCUUCCCAGUUCUCUUGUUAAUUGACCUUUAAUAUUUAUGCUUUUAACUUUGAUGUGCAAGUAUCCAUGUUAGGGGGAGAGGAAAAGGAGACGUGGAUAACAAGACUUGCUGAUCAGUAUUUCUACAACAAUUUAGCAACUUUUUGAUGCUUCAUGCAGUAUACAAUUGGCUGCUACAUCUUAAGAAGGAACAGAUGAAAUUUGUUUGAUGAUGCAUGAAGAGAUGUCACUCAAUUGAAAGAGAUUGUAAUUCUCCUUUGCUAGUAGUGUCAACCCUCCUUUCUUCUCAGUGAACCCUUCAUCACACGUUGAUGCCGCGUCCAUAACUGUCCUCAUUAGUACAGUAGCUAUAUCAAAAUGCUCAGACAAGUACGCGGUAAAAGCAUCCACCAGCAUGGCAAUAGCAUCUGCAUAAAGUUCCAAGCAAUCUUUUAAGCAAUCAAUAGCAAAAGGAUCAAACUCUUUGCUACUGAGCAUGUUCUCUAUGGUCGAUAUCGUGUUAGUAGCAUUUGCUAGAGCCAGCUCCAUUGCUACAAUUCCUACUCCUUGUAAGUUGGUAACAUGAGUUACAGGAAUUGCUUUGGAGUGAAGUGACACAGAAGUAGCAGUUUAUGUCUGUCGACUUAUCGGAGCAUUCUUUGCAGGUCGAGUUGAUCAAGUGUAACAAUGGUGGGGAAAUCAGGUAACAAUGUGUAGGAAUUAUUGUUGAUAGUAAGAGUAAGCAGCAAAGUGACAGGGAAGAGAAAGAGCAAUGCCACAUUAUUAUUAGUUUAAUAUGUUUUGAUGAUUUUCGUGAGUUAUCGUGAAGUGAUAUUUCAUAUUUAUAUACAUUGAAAAGAAUUACAAAGCUGAGAGUUGAUAUCAAGAGGAAAUUUCUUUGAAA
This is a messenger RNA of Capsicum annuum, 4759 nucleotides long. RefSeq names its product pentatricopeptide repeat-containing protein At3g16010. The record is from RefSeq and is a predicted model, not a curated record. Gene Ontology annotation, molecular function: protein binding. NCBI's taxonomy places the organism in Eukaryota, Viridiplantae, Streptophyta, Magnoliopsida, Solanales, Solanaceae. The coding region runs from base 282 to 2180 and encodes 632 amino acids. The transcript is spliced from 4 exons.